CUCAUUUUUCUCAUUUAACUGUAUCCACAGCUCGGCCCAGGCUAACCGAUAAGUGAGGGUUUCUGAGAUACGAUUGAUGCGGGAGGCCGUGGCGAAAGAAAGCUAAGCUUGAUAAUGAAUUAAUCAUGAAGGGCUCAAGGGGCUGUAAAGCCGUCUUGUUUUGCUAAUCUUGGGGACUUUUUGUCUUUUUUUUUUUUUCUUCUUCUUUUCUUUUCGUUCCCUUUUUUCUUCUCGUGCUUACUUUUUCCCCUUUGCCCUUGCAUCUUCUCAUCUGGGAAUUGAUUUGUUCCGGCGACAGGGCUGGGUUGAUUACGCUUUUCUUUUCUAAUUAACCGGCGAGGCAAGGCCUGACAUGCCCAGACAGUAAGCUUGAGCAUUUUCUUUUAUUUUUUUUUUUCCUCGACACGCACAGACCAAAACCCCCCCGGAGACCAGCCCAGCAUGGACUCUUCCAUGGAAUUGGGAGGCGGCCCCGGUGGAGUGGCUGUCCUCACCUUCAAGAGCAUCGCGUGGAUGGUAGGGCUGUGGAUGGUGUACAAGGUGGGAGUUGCGCUGUACAACAUUUCGCCAUUUCACCCGCUCGCCGCAUUCCCCGGCCCCAAGAUAGCUGCCGCCAGCUACCUGUACGAGGGUUAUUGGGAUUUCUGGCGGGUUGGAAGGUACACCAAGGUCAUUGAGCAGAUGCACAAGAAAUAUGGCCCCAUCGUACGCAUCAACCCUGACGAGCUUCACUGCUCCGACCCUCUGUUCGUGCACGAGAUCUACGCCGGCCCCGGCCGCGUCCGCGACCGCUGGCAGCAUGCCAUCAACACGGGCGGCAGCGGGCCCAUCGCCGUGACGGGCUUCUCCACCAUCUCGCACGAGCUGCACCGGCAGCGCCGCGCGCCCCUGAACCGCUUCUUCUCGCGGCAGCAGAUGCUCAAGCUCGAGGGCGAGGUGCUCGACUACGCGCAGCGCACCGUGGCCAAGAUGCUGCGCACCGAGGCCGGCAGGGGCGCCUUUGAGAUCAAGGAGGCCUUCAACUGCUUCACCGCCGACGUCAUUGGCCAGUACGCCUUUGGCCAGACCAUGGGCUUCGUCGACCAGGAGGGCUGGGAGCCCAGCUUCGCCACCAUGGUCGGCAGCUUCCUGAGGAGCGCCUACGUCAUGCGCCACGUCGCCAUCGCCCGCUGGGCCAGCGGCUUCCUGCCCUUCAUGGCCGACUACCUCGGCGAGGACAUCCGCUACGUCAUGAACAUGCUCGCCGUCACCAUCCCCGGCUACAUCAAGGCCUCGCUGGACGACCCCCAGAACGGCCGCGUGUUUGCCGACCUGAUGCAGGACGACAAGAUGCCCGAGGAGGAAAAGUCCAUGUAUCGGCUGUCGGGCGAAGGUUUCAACUUUUUGCUGGCUGGUACCGAGACCACUGCUGCAACCCUCACCUCUCUGACGUUCCACCUCCUGGACCAACCCAAGCUCUACGCCCGCCUGAUGAAGGACCUCGAAGGCGUGGACCCCGACAAGCCCAAGUGGACCGACGUGGAGCGCCGCCCCUACGUGUGGGCGCUGGUCCACGAGUCCCUCCGCACCAUGCCUGGAGUCUCGCACCGCUCGGCCCGCAUCGCGCGCGAGGAGGAGCUCGUGUACAAGUCGCAGGACGGCAAGUGGAGCUACGUGGUCCCGCGCGGCACCCCGAUCGGCCAGACCUCCAUGAUCAGCCACUGGGACGAGAAGCUGUUCCCGGACCCCGACAGGUUCGACCCGGAGCGCUGGCUGCUCGAGGACGGCACCCCCAACGUCGCCCUGGCCAAGUACCUCAUCGCCUUUGGCAAGGGCAGCCGCUCGUGCCUCGGCGAGAACCUCGCCUACUGCGAGGUCUACAUCAUGCUGGCCCUGGUCGCCUACAAGAUCCUCCCCAGGGCCAAGCUCGUCGACACCACCAUCGAGGACCUGACCUAUGACCACGAUUUGAUUGUCCUCCAGACCAAGAAGGGCUCCAUUUCGGUCAAGGUUGCGAUUGAGUGAGGCUGAAGAACGAGAAUCUAUUUUUGUCUUGUGGUGGCGCUGCUAGGCGAAAGAAGCAACACUAGACGAGAACUAGUGCAGAGUAGAUAUGGGGUAAAUACUGCUUCGAGGCAGUAGUAGGUAGUAAAUUAGCUACCCAUCUUAAUAGUACAGAAGGGGUUAAAUCUUUUGAUUUUCAGAAUUAAUUCGGCGCUGGACCAAUUAUUUCUGGGUGAUUGUACG
Pyricularia oryzae 70-15 is the source of this 2226-nucleotide messenger RNA. RefSeq names its product benzoate 4-monooxygenase cytochrome P450. Gene Ontology annotation, molecular function: heme binding; monooxygenase activity; iron ion binding. The transcript is spliced from 3 exons. Bases 442 to 2004 code for a protein of 520 amino acids. Lineage: Eukaryota; Fungi; Ascomycota; Sordariomycetes; Magnaporthales; Pyriculariaceae. The record is from RefSeq and is a predicted model, not a curated record.